UUCAACUCUGAAGGAACAUCUGAAACAUGUAAAACAAACAUAUUAGUGAAAUGACGUUUUAUGCAGCACAGGCCUAUACAUCACCAAUUCAGCCUAUAAAUCUAAGCCUAUUUUAAACAUUUAGUCUAUUUAACAAGUCGUACGUAAUCAUGAUAAUGUAAGAACAGUCUUUCAAACUUGAAGAACAAGUUUUUUUUCCAGUUGCUGACGUAUUCAUUGUCCUUUCAUUGACUUUUUAAUAUCAAAUUUUUCAUUUACUCUUUGAAAAUGGAAUUUUCUUGGCAGACCAUGAAGUGGAACAUGUGGGGGAGUGGCAGUGGACUCGAACUUUUUGGAUCAAACUCAGCUCAGUUCAGAAUGUCUUAUAAGAGAAAGAUUAAACUCGACUGUUUUCAAAACAAUAUAAAAUAUAAACUUUGAUACCAAAAUUCAUUUGGAUGGAAAGUGACUAAUUUUAAAUGAAUUUUUUUCAUAAUUAAUUUAACAUUUGUUUUUCUUAAACUAUUAUUGUGAUAUUUGUUAUGUAAAGGUCUCUAUAAUUAUUCUUUGAGCUAUUGGCAUCUUUUGGAAAAAUGAGAAGUUUGCUCAAUUUCAAUGACCGUGCUGCGGCACAGGGUGGAAGUGUUUCUACUAUUUCUUCUAAAUCUGUUGUCAAACUGAACCAACACAUAGGGCUCUUUGGAUGUGUUUGUAUAAUUAUUGGAAUGAUCGUCGGAUCAGGAAUAUUUGUUUCUCCUGUUGGCAUUACAAGAUAUGUUGGAUCAGUGGGCAUGUCAUUGACGAUGUGGGGAGCAGUUGGUGUUUUCUCUAUGUUGUGUGCCCUGUGCUACGCUGAGCUUGGAGCCUGCAUGCCAGAGUCUGGUGGGGAGUACAUCUAUGUCAAACAUGCCUGGGGAGACUUGAUAGCCUUCUUGAGCAUGUGGGUCAACCUGAUCCUCAUCAACCCUAUAGCUGUGGCAGCUUCCAGUCAAAUAUUUGCUGUGUACACAUUAAAACCUCUGUACCCGUACUGUGAGCCCCCACAGAAAGUAGUUAUAAUAGUGGCAUGUUUAGCUGUUGCUUUAAUUGUAUCUAUUAAUAUGUAUAGCGUUACCAUGGUAACCAAACUUCAGUAUUUGAUCACAGCCUGUAAAGUCUUGUCUCUUGUUGGAGUUAUUGUUAUUGGAUUGGUCAAUAUUGGACAAGGACAGACUGAAAACUUUCAAAAUUCCUUUCAAGAUACUGAUUAUAGUCUUGGGUCAAUGUGCCUGGCCUUCUAUUCUGGAUUCUGGGCAUUUGGUGGAUGGAAUUAUUUAAAUUAUGUAACAGGGGAGGUUAUUCAGCCUACAAGAAAUCUACCACUUGGCAUUAUGAUAUCUAUUAUUAUUGUGACUGUUACUUAUAUCUUGGCCAACAUUGCUUAUUUCUCUGCACUCACUCCAAGAGAGAUUUUGCAGUCGUCAACUGUUGUAGUGAGUUUUCUGGAUCAAACUGUUGCACCGUUGUCAUAUGUUGUACCAGCACUCAUCUCUCUCUCCGUGUUUGGAGGAAUGAAUGGAGCUGUUUUGUCAGUAUCCAGAUUGUUUUAUGUAGCUGCCAAGCACCACCAUCUGCCUGGAAUCAUUGCUAUGAUCAGCGUCAAGUCCAUGACUCCAGUUCCUUCACUUCUGACAAUGUUUGUACUGAUCACAGGCAUGCAGUUUGUUGGAGAUAUCUUCAGCCUGAUUGAGAUGGUGGGUUUUAGUAUGUCUGCGCUUCUGGUUUUAGUCUUUGCUGGUCAGGUGAAGUUAAGAUGGACUGCUCCUGCCCUGCUGAGACCAAUUAAGGUUCCUCUAGUUGUACCAGCAUUCCUGUGUUUGGUUUGUCUGGUAAUCCUGUGCAUCACUAUCUAUCAAAAGCCCACAGAAUGUUUCCUGGCUGUGAUUGUCAUCACUGGAGGGGUGCCAGCUUAUCUCAUUGGAUGUAGGUGGAAGAAACCCAAGAGUAUACAAAACAAGUUAGAUUGCAUCACUAAAUAUCUUCAAAUUUUAUUGCUGGUCUCAGCACAAGAUGAAGACUAUCUCAUUGACAAUGAUCCUCUAACAGAGACUUCAAGCAUUAAUUAAAUUCCCUGCACACCUGCUCAAUAUGGGUCUCUGCAGUUUUAUUUCCUGGCCUCUGAAGUCCACACCUAAUUAUCUUCAGUUGGUUUUAUAGCUUCACAACUCCAUACAGUAUUCAGUAUCCAGCAGUUUUCAAACCUGUAGAUAAUUACGAAGAUUAGGUCUAGAAUGUAUUGAUGUUAAGUUACCAGAGCUACAGGUAACUACAAAUACUAGCUUAGAUUAAACGAAUAAAAUAUUUGAGACUUUGAACAAAUAUGAGGAAAUGGAUACAUUGUUAUGAUGUAUAAACUUUUGACAAGAGGACUUAGGAACUUAUAUUGCUCAUAUAUCCUGAACCCAGCUUAAGGUGAAUGUAACCUUUAUGUCUUGACAGUUUUAAUCAUAAAACACAUGAAGCCAUUUUACGGACCUAGUUUUAUUAUGGCCCUUAGGACAAACUUGGCUUGUCUUUAAGUUAAAGAAAAAAAAAUAGUCCACUCUUCAGGUGUUUUUUUAUUUCUUAAGAUUUCAAGGAAAUGUGUUGUCAACAUUUAUUAUUUCAAUUACUUUUCAAAUCAUUUAAUUGUAUUCAUUUUUUUAAAAAAGAUUUGCAGUGAUUUCAAUGAUUAACUUCCACACAAUUAUUGAGUCUAACUCUUAGUGUGUACAUUUAAUACAGAAACUCUGUCAAUGUGCUAUCAAAGAAAAUAUUUUUUAUUCUAGAUGUGUGGCAUUUUAUUUAUUGUGAAAUGUACUCUUGCCUUGGCAACUUCUCCUUUAAUUCAAGAGGCCAUUCCUUUAUAUUCCUUUGUUCUUGUAAUUCAAGAGGCCAAUCCUUGAUAUACAUUCAUGCUCAUAGGUUAGACUUUUGUACUCACCAGAUUUUAAACAUUUUUUCCUGCUUCUGGUGUGUUCAGAUUUGCAAUCCAGGUACUUCCUUUAUGCUAGCUUCUUGUCAUGCUGUCAGUGUAUCUUAAUUUGACAACCUGCAGGUCUCUAUUAGAUCACAUCAGUCACUGCUGACUAGCAGCAGAGCAUAAUACUUGCAAGCAGAAAAAAGGUUUUGUUUAAAUGUUCAGCAGUUUUCUAAAAUUGGCCAUAUGAUUGAACUUCUAACUACUGUUCUGCACUCAUAUGUUAAACAAACUACUGUUCUGCACUCAUAUGUUAAAUUAACUACUGUUCUGCACUCAUAUGUUAAACAAACUACUGUUCUGCACAAAUGUUAAAUUUAUUUGUGAAAGCAUGCACCUAAUAAAUUAAUACGAACAAACUGA
Biomphalaria glabrata is the source of this 3340-nucleotide messenger RNA. Its product is annotated as large neutral amino acids transporter small subunit 1-like. Gene Ontology annotation, molecular function: L-amino acid transmembrane transporter activity. Gene Ontology annotation, biological process: amino acid transmembrane transport. The record is from RefSeq and is a predicted model, not a curated record. The transcript is spliced from 12 exons. Gene Ontology annotation, cellular component: membrane. NCBI's taxonomy places the organism in Eukaryota, Metazoa, Mollusca, Gastropoda, Planorbidae. Bases 573 to 2084 code for a protein of 503 amino acids.